Messenger RNA from Mycotypha africana, 1293 nucleotides. Its product is annotated as actin family. The record is from RefSeq and is a predicted model, not a curated record. The transcript is spliced from 4 exons. The coding region runs from base 1 to 1293 and encodes 430 amino acids. NCBI's taxonomy places the organism in Eukaryota, Fungi, Mucoromycota, Mucoromycetes, Mucorales, Mycotyphaceae.
AUGUCCAUUGCUUUAAGAGAAGAGAACUUUGUAGUCAUUAAUGUAGGCUCAUCGACAACAGUUGCUGGGAUAGGCAUGCACGACACCAAUAAGCCUCCCGCAGUGAUCGUCAACAUGGCAGACUACAACUACCCGAUAAAAUUCAACCAGAUCGUCGAUUGGAAAGAACUUGAAAACUGUUGGCAUCAUAUUCUAUUCAAAGAACUAAACAUCAAAAAAUCUCGUAAUGAAUCUCCCGUUCUAUUAGCGGUGCCCAUGCAGUGGACAAAACUCGAAUACGAACGCAUCACACAAAUAUUUUUCGAAAACUUCAACGUCCCCGGAAUCUAUAUUGCACCUCAACCUUUAUUAAGUCUGUUUGGAUGCGGUGCUGUUUCAGGUUUAGUAGUUGAUAUUGGAAGUGAAGUUACAGAUGUCAAUGUUGUUAUUGAUAGUAAUGUACAGAAUCAAUCCAGCAUCACUAUUCCAAUCGGUGGAAACGAUUUUGAUAAAUAUUUUCUCCAAUUAUUACAAAAAGACACCAAUCUUGUUCAACAAAUCGAUUCUUUAACUGAUGUAGAGCUUGAUCUUGAAUUUGCAAAAUAUAUUCGCGAAUUACCUGGUAUUUGUAAUGUAUCCGUUGGACAAGACAAUAAAAUUUCUGAAGGCACAGCAUUGGCAAACAAAGAUAUUAUCAACAGUAUGACAGAAUUACCAAUCGAAAGCACUGAAGAAAUAAUCGAGGAAGAUGAACACAAUCCCAAGAAAGUAGAAGAAGAAGACGUAGGAGAUAUACCCGAAACUGUCGAAAUUGAAUAUAAAGGGCAUAAAUUCAGCAUUGGACCUUAUCGUCAUCAGGUUGUCGACCCAUUAUUUGCACCCGAGCAAUUUCUUGUAGACGAUAAAAAGUCACUAUUAUCAUCCAAUCUGUUUACAACAUCUUCGUUAGCAGAAGUCUUACGGAUGGCAACUAUGAGUUGCGAGCCACCUGAGAUUCGACCCAAAUUAUGGGAAACUAUUACUAUCGCAGGAGGUUGCUGUAGAAUGGCAGGCUUAGCGAAAAGAAUCAAAAUGGAAGCACAAUUGUAUCUUCCUCACUCUGAAAAUGCAGGUGAUACGCAACCACGACAUAUUAACUUUUUACGAAUUCCAGAUUAUUUCACCGUGUUAAAGGAUAAGCAAUACCAACAAUAUUCUACCUGGUUAGGAGGAGCGAUUGUAGCCAAGCUUAUAUUUAUUGAUGCAAAGAAUUACAUCAGCAAAGUCGACUAUAAUGAACAUGGUCCAACCGUUGUCCAUACGAAAAGUCUGUAA